This is a messenger RNA of Scatophagus argus, 1074 nucleotides long. RefSeq names its product musculin (gene msc). The record is from RefSeq and is a predicted model, not a curated record. The coding region runs from base 355 to 861 and encodes 168 amino acids. Gene Ontology annotation, molecular function: DNA-binding transcription factor activity, RNA polymerase II-specific; RNA polymerase II transcription regulatory region sequence-specific DNA binding; protein dimerization activity. NCBI's taxonomy places the organism in Eukaryota, Metazoa, Chordata, Actinopteri, Scatophagidae. Gene Ontology annotation, biological process: skeletal muscle tissue development; regulation of transcription by RNA polymerase II. The transcript is spliced from 2 exons.
GGGGAGGAGAAAUGCUCAGGAAAAAAAAAGAAGAAAAAAAAACUCUAUACAGAUGCCAAGUCCUGGACACUUAAAUUAGAGGGGUAGCUAAGCAGAGAGGCAUGUUUCAGUUUCAGAGAGCUGCAAUUUUCAGACUUGACCUCAAGCAGUUGGUACUGUAACAUUGUCAAGUGGUGACAUUUCAGGGUGAAAUAAGUUGUGGGCUACCAAAUGGGAAUUUAAACGUGGUGGUAGAGUGCUGACUUCCAACUUUGUGUCAUUUUCAAAAAUAUCGUCGAGCUGACAAUCCAGAUUUCCUGUCAGUGCUGUCCCUAAAGUGCCACCGGUGUCCUCCGACGCACAGGUGGGGCAGCCAUGUCUACUGACUCUGCUGCGAGUGAUGCUGAGGACUACGAGACAUGUCACAGAAGGACUGCCACCGCCUUGGACAGGAGCGCACGGAAGGAUACCUGCUACAAUCCCAACCGGUACUCAGAUGAGGAGUUGGAAGAUGACGGCGCGGAGGGGAGGGUCAAACAUGAGCGCAAACUCUCCAGGGCGCACCAGAAGGACGCGAGACAAUCUCAGCGGAACGCGGCCAACGCCAGGGAGAGGGCGCGGAUGAGAGUGCUGAGCAAAGCUUUCUCCAGACUGAAAACCAGCCUUCCCUGGGUACCAGCAGACACCAAACUGUCCAAACUGGACACGCUUCGACUCGCCUCGAGCUACAUCUCUCACCUGAGACAGCUUCUGCAGGAUGACCGAUUCGAGAACCACUUUGUGCACCCAGUAAAUCUGACCUGGCCAUUUAUGAUGACAGGGCGAUCUGAGGACAGCCAAGACAUCCCAUCAGCAAUGAGACUGUGUGGAGCAACAGCAUAGGACUGCCUCCUCCUUUGACAGCUUUGGUUCUCCUGGAGCCUGCGGGACAUAUGACAUGUUGACUCGUCCUGUGCACAGUCCAAAAAGCCUGCACGUUUGUGGCUCAGUCUCUCCAUGUGUGUCCUGAACAGUGACUUUGAACUCAGCCUCUAAUGCACUUUGGGUUGUGUAUUUCAGAGCAUGUCGAUUACAACAAUAAAGACAAUACUCCAA